This is a messenger RNA of Populus nigra (black poplar), 2478 nucleotides long. RefSeq lists its product as uncharacterized. The transcript has a single exon. The record is from RefSeq and is a predicted model, not a curated record. NCBI's taxonomy places the organism in Eukaryota, Viridiplantae, Streptophyta, Magnoliopsida, Malpighiales, Salicaceae. The coding region runs from base 181 to 2271 and encodes 696 amino acids.
GGUAUUUCAGUGGAAAACAACAAAAGAAGGGGCUAAACUAAGAAAAAGGCAAAACUCCCCCCCACCUCUCAAAUUCAAAUCAAAUCAGUCAACUCCCUGCCAAAAGAAAACUCAUCCAUUCACUCCCUUUGUAGGGUUAGAUCUCAAACUGUAACUCUCUCUGUUCAAUUCUCUCGCCAAAUGAACCAAUCAUCAAAAACCCACAAGCAAAAACGCCAAACUGGAUUACCAGAACAACCCACCAAGACCCAUAGGAGAAAGAAACAGCCUCAGCAUCAGCCAAGCUUUAGAAGAAACCCACUUCAAGAUCUCAAUAAUGGUGGCAUUGAUAGCACCAGCAUUGAUAGCACCAGCAAUGCUUCUUCUUUAUCCUCCAUUGAAGCUCCUAAGGGCUGUCUCAGGUUCUUCCUCUCUCAGUCUUCUUCUUCCAGGACUGCAAAAACUCCUUUCAAUAAUAGCAGUAAUAAUCAGAGACUGAUAAAAGUAAAGCCCUUCUCCUCAAAAACCCCCACGUCAGCUCCUGAUAUGAUGAGACCCCCAAAGGAGAACUCAUCAAGGCAGAACCUUUUUGAGAGACCCAUUUCAAAAAAGGUGGAGAAGGUGAAGAGAAACCAUCCUCCAUGUCUGUACCAAUGGCAAUCUGGUAAGAAACGCACUUGUUCUAGAAAUGAAAUUGCUAAUCCUAAAGUUUCGUCCUUUUCGGAAUCAAGUGGCAGUCUUGUAAAUAAUAAGCUGAAAUCUGGGUCUGGAGAGUUGAAAAAGGUGAUAAUUGAUGGAGUAUAUGAGGGUAGUGAAGCAAAUUUUACUCCUUUGUGUAAAGUGGCCAGUGGGUCUGGUUUGAAUCUUGGAGCUGAUGGUAAGGUUAUGAAUGAUGAUUUUUAUGAGAAAUCAUCAAAUUGUAAUACUGACUCAAAAUCAACAAGUAGCAAUACCAAGACACCUCCAGUUCAGCCCUCAGUAUCACCAGAGAUACAAUGUGGAUCAUCUAUGAAGCUAAUGACAGGGAAACCUAUUACUCCUGCUACGUGUUAUGGUGCUGGUCAUGUUGUGUCUGGGGUCACUGACAAGAGGAAGUGUAGGCCUAGAGGGAUACUCGCUUGUGGAGAAGCUAAAGCACUUGGUAGUUUUGAUAGUGAUGAGGAUAUUGAACAAGAGAAUGAUAUAGCGCUUGUUGAGAAUUCUGCUCUUUCUGUGUUGCCUUUGCCUAUUGAAGCUUCAAUGCAUUGGCUUUUAUCGCCCUGCGAUGAGGAUGAGGACCAGAAGGAGAAUUCUCGAAACAAGUUAUGCGGUUUUCAGAGAUUGGAGGUGCGUGCCAUGCACAAUUCUCCUGCUUCAAUUUCAUCUGGCUAUGGUGGCUUUUCACCGAAUUUGUGCAAUACAAGUGCUAACAGAAGUAUCUCUACUGUUAGUGCCGGGAGUAGGAGGAGUGCUUCUUUGCUUUCUCCCAGUGAGCUCCCUCUUCCCGAGUUUCAAGGAUUUCUGGGAACUCCUUUAUGUGACGACUUUGCUGUUUCACCUUUAGAGGAAGAGACGAAUAAUCGCCGUGGCCUAGAUGGAGAGAACUCUCCAUUCUCCAUAGGCUCGUUGGGUAGUGGGAAUGUAAUCCAGACUCCCCAAUCUGAUUCUAGCUCAGAUAGACGAGUUGGCGCGUCUUGGUUACAAGUAGAUGGUAAUAGAAAGAAAUGUAGCUUUCAUUCUGAACUCAAUUCAGUGGCUGAGCAUCUUCAGAUGACUAGUUUAUCUCCCAAGAGCCAUGCAUCAAUAUGGGAUCCAAACAAUUCAAGUUUUCGAUUUGAUUCUCUGACCAUGCCUUCCAAUUCAGUCGAUCUUUCUAAGUUUCACAAAAUUUUGGACGAUCGGGCUUCUUGGUUUUCUAAUUCUACAAUCGAGAAUGUAUCACAAUCUCAGAUGAGAAUAUCUUGGAGGGAAGGAUUGGUAAGUCGUAUUUUUGAGAUGGAUGAAUUUGAUUGUUGUAGAUACUUGUCUGAUGAAGAGCAUGAUGGCAGUGCCUGCAAAAUUGAUUGCUCAAAAUCUCAUAAGAGUCCUGAGCUCAAUGUUGAUGCAGCAACUGAUCGCAUUUCAAUUAACUGUUUUGGAUCUACUGAAUAUGUAAUGAAGGAACAGGGAACAGGUGACAAAACCAAGGAUAGCCUCCCUUCUCAGCCACCAUGUUCAUGUGCAGAGUCCAUAAGCACCGAUGGUGGUGGUCUUGUUUGUUCAGAUGAUUCAGAUUGGACCCUAUGCUACAAGAACCAUUUGUUUCAAGUAUAAUUCCUCUCCUUUGUUUUUUAAUUCAAUCAGAUAAACUCUGGCAAGCUUUAGCUCAAACGUGGUUCUUAAGGAUCGAGAUUGUACUAGUUACACAAUUUGUAUUUCAGUUGUAUUUCUCUUGAUUUUACUUAGUUUAAAUAUUGAUAUUCAUUGUUAUAUGAAAUCCAUUAACACUCUUUAUUCCAUUGCUAAAUUGUUUACAUCUCA